This is a messenger RNA of Lodderomyces pseudojiufengensis, 1884 nucleotides long. Its product is annotated as GTPase. NCBI's taxonomy places the organism in Eukaryota, Fungi, Ascomycota, Pichiomycetes, Serinales, Debaryomycetaceae. Gene Ontology annotation, biological process: positive regulation of translation. Gene Ontology annotation, molecular function: mitochondrial ribosome binding; GTP binding; GTPase activity. The coding region runs from base 1 to 1884 and encodes 627 amino acids. The record is from RefSeq and is a predicted model, not a curated record. The transcript has a single exon. Gene Ontology annotation, cellular component: mitochondrion.
AUGACAGUUGAAGAGAAAAUACAAAAAUUAACUCGAGAUCAAUAUUCAAAAAAUUUAGAGGAUAGAAUAUCAAAAAUACCAAUAGAAAAUUAUAGAAAUUUUAGUAUAGUGGCUCAUGUCGAUCAUGGAAAAUCUACCUUAUCAGAUAGAUUAUUGGAACUAACUGGGGUGAUACAACCUGGUUCGAAAGCUCAAGUCUUAGACACUUUGGAUGUGGAAAUUUCCAGGCAAAUUACAGUGAAAUCUCAUGUAGCAUCCAUGAUUUAUAAACAUUCAAAUGGAGAAGAUUAUUUGUUACAUUUGGUUGAUACUCCUGGUCAUGUUGAUUUUAGAGCCGAAGUUAGUAGGAGCUAUGCCUCUUGUGGUGGUGCAUUGUUAUUGGUAGAUGCAUCUCAAGGCGUUCAAGCUCAAACUGUAGCAAAUUUUUAUCUUGCUUACAGUAUGGGUUUGAAAUUAAUUCCCAUCAUAAACAAAAUUGAUCUUGACCUGGCUGAUAUUCCAAGAUCAGUUGAGCAAGUAGAAUCUACUUUUGAGUUAGAUCCAAAAACUUGCAUUCCGGUAAGUGCUAAAACUGGUUUGAAUGUUGAUCGUAUAUUACCAGCAGUGAUUGAAAGAAUACCUGCACCAGUUGGAGAUGAGAACAAACAAUUAAAAGCAUUAUUAGUUGAUAGUUGGCAUGACCCUUAUGUUGGAGUUGUGAUGUUGGUUCAUAUAGUCGAUGGUAAGGUUAAGAAAGGGAUGAAAAUACUUUCUGCUCAUUCUAAUAAAGCCUAUGAUGUUAAAGAGGUUGGAAUUAUGCAUCCCGAGCGGACUCCAAUGGAUCUUAUAAAAGCGGGUCAAGUAGCUUAUAUCAUUCCGGGCAUGAAAAAUCCUAAAGAGGCUUUAGUCGGAGAUACUUUUUUCCAAUUGGGAAAAAGUGAAGGUUUAAAACCAUUACCAGGCUUUGAGGAGCCGAAACCAAUGGUUUUUGUUGGUGCGUUUCCAGCAGAUGGGAAAGACUUUAACGCUAUGGAUGACCAAAUGCAAAAAUUGGUGCUAAAUGAUAGAUCGGUUUCGCUUGAGAAAGAAACUUCAAAUGCAUUAGGCCUUGGUUGGAGAUUGGGAUUUUUAGGAUCCUUACAUGCCUCGGUUUUUAAAGAAAGGUUAGAAGAUGAAUAUGGUGCUAAAAUUAUUUUAACCGCUCCUACUGUGCCUUACAAAAUCGUUUAUCGAAAUGGUAAAGAAAAAAUUGUAACCAACCCCGAUGAUUUUCCCAUGAAUAAAGUUGUCAAUGAUGUAGAUUAUUAUAUGGAACCUUAUGUUGAAGCAAUAAUGACUUUACCAAAUGAGUAUGUGGGUACAGUAAUGACAUUAUGUUUGAAUAAUCGAGGCGAAUCGAAAGAUGUUGAGUACUUAAAUACUGGCCAGGUUUUAUUAAAGUAUGAAAUACCAAUGGCGCAAUUAGUCGAGGAUUUUUUUGGAAAACUCAAAGGUUGCACUAAAGGCUAUGCAUCCUUAGACUAUGAAGAAAGUGGGUACAGAAAAUCAGAUAUUGUGAAAAUGGAAUUGUGUGUCAAUGGUGAACCUCAAGAUGCUUUGACAACAAUCACUCACAAAUCUCAAGCCCAAGCAAAAGGAAAAGAUUAUGUGUCAAGAUUUAAAAAAUAUUUAAGGUAUCAAUUAUUUGAAGUGGCAAUACAGGCAAGAGUUAAUAAUAAAGUUAUUGCACGAGAAACCAUAAAAGCUAAAAGAAAAGACGUUACUCAAAAGUUACAUGCUGCAGAUAUUUCUAGAUAUAAAAAGUUAUUAGAAAGGCAGAAAGAAGGUAAGAAACAAAUGAAAGCAACUGGUAAAGUUUCUAUUGGAAACGAAGCAUAUCAAGCAUUUUUACGACGUGAUGAUUGA